GAAAAGCAAAAAAAAAAUAAUGAAGACGUCAUAGAAGACUUUACUCAGGACAGAUGUAAAAUAAAACCAAUUCUGAAACUUCAGGAGAAUAAGAAAACUGACCAUGCUGCUGCAAAGGCUGAUUCUGUGCUCAUCAGUCCCACCUGGAUCUCAGAGACACAUCCUCCAGUUCCUCACCAGACCACUGACACAAGCUCCUCAGUUUAAAGUCCACGGCAGCUCCUUUGCACAUCGGGGUGAGCUGCACCAUGCCAAGAGGAUCGUGGUUAAACUUGGUAGUGCCGUGGUCACCCGUGGCGAUGAAUGUGGUUUGGCUCUGGGGAGGCUGGCUUCUAUCGUUGAGCAGGUGGCCAUGCUGCAGAGUCUGGGCAGGGAGAUGGUGAUCGUCACCAGCGGAGCCGUGGCCUUCGGUAAGCAGAGAUUAAGACACGAGAUCCUGCUGUCUCAGAGCGUCCGUCAGGCGCUGCAGUCUGGGAACUCUCAGCUCAAAAACAUGUCUCUGCCAGUUCUGGAGGCCCGAGCCUGUGCUGCAGCAGGACAGAGCGGCCUGAUGGCCCUGUAUGAGGCCAUGUUCACCCAGUACAGCACAUGCACUGCUCAGGUCCUGGUGACAAAUCUGGAUUUCCAUGAUGAUGAGAAGAGGCAGAAUCUCAACAGCACGCUGCAGGAGCUGCUGCGCAUGAACAUCGUGCCCAUCAUCAACACCAACGACGCUGUGGUACCCCCGCCUGAACCCGACAGCGACCUGCAGGGGGUAAAUGUGAUCAGCAUUAAGGAUAAUGACAGCCUAGCAGCACGACUGGCUGUAGAGAUGAAGGCUGAUCUGCUCAUCGCGCUGUCUGAUGUGGAAGGACUUUACAACAGCCCUCCUGGAACAGACGACGCAAAGCUCAUUGACAUCUUCUACCCUGGAGACCAGCAGUCCAUCACCUACGGCACAAAGUCCAGAGUCGGGAUUGGAGGCAUGGAGGCCAAGGUCAAGGCAGCUCUUUGGGCUUUGCAGGGCGGCACCUCUGUGGUCAUAGCUAACGGCACAAACCCCAAAGUGACAGGUCAUGUCAUCACCGAUAUAGUAGAGGGCAAGAAAGUGGGAACCUUCUUUUCUGAAAUAAAACCUGCUGGCCCGUCUGUGGACGAGCAGGCAGAAAUGGCCCGAAACUCCGGUAGAAUCCUGGCGUCUCUACAUCCAGACCAGAGAAGUGAGAUCAUUUGCCACCUAGCAGAGCUGUUGACUGAGAGGAAGGAAGAAAUUCUGGCUGCAAACAAGACGGACAUGGAGACGGCUGUCAGUGCAGGUAACAGGAACCAACAGUUUCCAGCCGUGCUGAAGCGUCUAAGCCUCACACCAGUCAAGCUCAGCAGUUUGACCAUAGGCCUGCGUCAGAUAGCUAUGGCAGCCCAGGACGGCGUCGGUCGAGUGCUGCGAAGGACCAGGGUGGCUCAAGGUCUAGAACUAGAGCAGAUUACGGUACCCAUUGGGGUUCUUCUGGUCAUCUUUGAGGCCAGACCUGACUGCUUGCCACAGGUGUCUGCUCUGGCCAUAGCCACUGGCAAUGCUCUUCUGCUGAAAGGAGGCAGAGAGGCUGCUAAUACCAACAGAGUCCUGCACCGUCUGACUCAGGAGGCCCUCUCUGCGCAUGGAGUCCAGGAGGCUGUCCAAAUGGUGAGCACACGUGAGGAGGUGGCAGAUCUUUGCCGACUGGACAAGAUGAUCGACUUGAUCAUCCCCAGAGGUUCAUCCCAGCUGGUGCGGGACAUUCAGCGAGCAGCCAAGGGCAUCCCGGUGUUGGGUCACAGUGAGGGAAUCUGCCACGUCUACGUCCAUGCAGACGCCAGCAUCGACAAGGUCUUUAAGAUUGUCAGAGACUCCAAGUGUGACUACCCAGCUGCAUGCAAUGCCAUGGAAACACUGCUGAUUCACAGGAGCAUCCUUGGGACCCCUCUCUUUGACCAGAUUAUUGAUAUGCUGCGCACUGAACAGGUGAAGAUUCAUGCCGGUCCUCGGUUAAUUUCUCACCUGACGUUCAGUCCAUCGGAGGUCAAGUCCUUGCGCACAGAGUACGGCGACCUGCAGUGUUGUCUGGAGGUGGUGGACAGCAUGCAGGAAGCUGUGGAUCAUAUUCACAAAUAUGGCAGCUCCCACACAGACGUUAUCAUCACAGAAAAUGCGGAGACAGCUGAGCAGUUCUUGCAGCAGCUGGACAGCGCCUGUGUUUUCUGGAACGCUAGUUCACGAUUUGCUGACGGCUACCGGUUUGGGCUCGGAGCAGAAGUCGGUAUCAGCACAGCCCGAAUCCACGUCCGAGGGCCUGUAGGCCUCGAGGGGCUGCUCACCACCAAGUGGGUCCUGAGAGGGGAUGGGCACACCGUAGCUGAUUUCUCUGAGCACGGCAACAUGAAGUACCUCCAUGAAAACUUGCCCGUGGGACAGACUUUAGCUGAACAGAGAGACAACAGCUAG
Nematolebias whitei (Rio pearlfish) is the source of this 2461-nucleotide messenger RNA. RefSeq names its product aldehyde dehydrogenase 18 family, member A1 (gene aldh18a1). Bases 104 to 2461 code for a protein of 785 amino acids. The record is from RefSeq and is a predicted model, not a curated record. NCBI's taxonomy places the organism in Eukaryota, Metazoa, Chordata, Actinopteri, Cyprinodontiformes, Rivulidae. Gene Ontology annotation, cellular component: mitochondrion; cytoplasm. The transcript has 18 exons. Gene Ontology annotation, molecular function: glutamate-5-semialdehyde dehydrogenase (NADP+) activity; ATP binding; glutamate 5-kinase activity.